This is a messenger RNA of Penicillium bovifimosum, 528 nucleotides long. RefSeq lists its product as uncharacterized. NCBI's taxonomy places the organism in Eukaryota, Fungi, Ascomycota, Eurotiomycetes, Eurotiales, Aspergillaceae. Bases 1 to 528 code for a protein of 175 amino acids. The transcript has a single exon. The record is from RefSeq and is a predicted model, not a curated record.
AUGCCAGCGAUGGUUGCGACGGGUGCGAACGCACAAACUUUGCCCCCUGGAGGAGGUCAACCUCAGAAAUCAAAGACCCCCGCCGAUCCGCCGAGAACCAUGGACGAGAUCGCAGAAGGUGCCCUACGGGUGCUCCACCACAUUGAGAACAGUGGUACGGAGGAUCCAUAUGUCACUGGAUUUAUUCGGUCCAUCCGAAAAUACGCAAUGAACGCCCAACGGGGCGACGGCCAGGGGAUGGCCAAGGUGUUUGAGGCGCUGACCAAGAUCAACGCCAACACCGAACGCCUCAAUCAAAGGAUUGAGAAGAUUGAAACCACCAUUUCCGCCCCCGCGGCGGAUCCCGCGGCGGCAUGGCGCAGCUUCCGCGCCAGAGACCAAGCGACCACUCCAGCUUCCGUAAACCGGAACAACACAACAUCGCCGCCAGGGAUACCUGAGGUCGAAACCCGCGAGGACCGAGAGGUCAUCGUCAAGGUUGGGGAGCCGGGACCAGAUCAGGAAGCUCACGCCGAAGAAUUUGGUUGA